AUGGAGCCAUAUCUCGAAUCUGCCAAGGAGCAGGUCAGAACCAUUGUGCUCGACAUCAAGCGGACCUUUCUUAAUGAAUCCGAAGUGCGUAUUGCCGUGGUCAGCUACAAGGACCAUCAAUGCACAACCAACGUCGAGUUCCUUGACUUUACAACAUCAACGGACCGGGUCUUUCUUUUCUUGGACGGAUUAUAUGUUGAUUGGGGACGCGACUUUCCCGAAGAUGUUCUUGGUGGCAUCGGCCAAGCGUUGCAAGCAUCAUGGAACCAACAAACGCGAUGUAUAAUCCACAUCGGGGAUGCACCACCACACGGUCGUGGAUUGCAUGACAUAGAUAGUGACGACUAUUACAUGCCGGGAAGCGAGCCGCAUGGCCUUACCUACAAGCCGCUCCUUAGCAAGCUAGUCGAGCUCAAGAUUAAUUAUGCCCUGCUUCGCAUCCAGCCAUACACUGACCGUAUGGCUUUGGCUUUCGCUCAGGUCUAUGGGCAGCGAAAUGCGAAGCUGCACCCUUCCAACACAUACCACUCCCACCUCAAACCAGAAGGCAGCGAUAGACCAAGCAUGGGUAAAAAUCGCGUAGAGCCACAAUUUGAAGAAUUUCAGCUUGGUAUCGAGUACGGCAACCUUCAACACCUCGUGGUCACAAGUGUCACCAACUCAAUUUCCAGAACAGCUGGUCGUCUCUCGAUGACAUGGAAUGCAGCGAGUAAGAUCGAGGAGAGCGGGUUUUCUCGAAAUCUCGAUAAUAUCGAAGAGGAGAAGAGUGUUAGAAGCUGCGGUAGCCACACUGACCUGGAAGAACCCACUGAGAAGGUCUCGCCACAAUGGACGAUGCCAAGCUGGUUCGACGCGACAUCCGAGAUGCAUGGUUUCUGUCCUGCAGUCGUAAUACACGACAGUGAGACGCUGAGUAGCAUGAUGGCUGCCGAUGAGAAUAUCAAAUUGGACGUCGUAGAGCUUACAGUUCAAGCUCGGUCGAAGCCAUUUGCGCGUGGCGGUGUUCGGAAUGCAUUUUAUGCCCGUACUGCUACAUCGGACAGUCGCUUCGUGCUGAAGUCGUUUAUCAGGGGCACCAAUGACAAUCGUGCCAAAGUGAUCGAGGACAUGCGGAUUCAGACACUAUGCAAAGCUUUUGCUCUCGAGUUCAACGGCCUUCUCGAGAUCGAACCUCCUCUGGACUUUGUCGUGACAUCCUGCCUGCAGACCAAUUCGAAAACAUCUCAUGGGCCUAAAGGUGAAUGCAUGUCGCUUGAGCGCUUUGUAGAGGGCGAAUACACCAAGCACAAUAACAACAUCGGCUGGGUAGAUGAGAAUCUGUCCGGCGAUUCAUUCAGUCAGAUGGCCCAAGCGUUUUCGCAUUUCACCUUCGAGCGCUCGUGGGGGCUCUUCUUGGUCAACGAUCUUCAAGGGGUAAACCAUCUACUGACCGACCCAGCUAUCCAGACUCGCGACCAAGAGAGAUUCAAGCUGCAUGAUACAAACUUGGGCGAGUCGAGCUUCAAACUUUUCUUUGUCCGGCACGAGUGCAAUGCAUUCUGUCACAAAUUAGGUCUGAAGAGCAACCGAGAGAUGUUCAUAACAGGCAACUUUGACUCCAGAAAGGAGUGGCCGACUAUGGCUCCCACCGUGUGUUGCUCUAACAAGCUCUGUCGCAGCAUCAUACUCGUGGCCAAUUCCCACGAGUCCGUAGAGUUCUCCGGCCACCGUUGGUGUAGCAUAUGCUGGAAGCAACUGAACAGCCCCACUGUUCGAUGGUCAUGCACCGAGAGUGGUUCAAAGCAUGAGUUUGAGGUGUCGAAGUUCUUUUACGAGUCGCAGGGCCAGUACCCGCCACACAAAUGUCCUGCUCACCGUGAGAAAGAUGUCGCAGACUCUAGCGCCGGAACAGCUGGUGGGAAAAUGUGGAACAGGAUGAAAUCUGCAGGCUCGAAGGGUUCGCUGCUAGGGAACAAAUGGUGA
This is a messenger RNA of Aureobasidium vineae, 1962 nucleotides long. NCBI's taxonomy places the organism in Eukaryota, Fungi, Ascomycota, Dothideomycetes, Dothideales, Saccotheciaceae. The record is from the annotation of a GenBank genome assembly.